Paramacrobiotus metropolitanus is the source of this 1479-nucleotide messenger RNA. Its product is annotated as zinc metalloproteinase nas-13-like. The transcript is spliced from 11 exons. The record is from RefSeq and is a predicted model, not a curated record. Gene Ontology annotation, molecular function: metalloendopeptidase activity; zinc ion binding. Gene Ontology annotation, biological process: proteolysis. NCBI's taxonomy places the organism in Eukaryota, Metazoa, Tardigrada, Eutardigrada, Parachela, Macrobiotidae. The coding region runs from base 1 to 1395 and encodes 464 amino acids.
AUGAUCAAUAAGGAAUUUACGACCAGUUUUCCAGGGAACGAGGGAAUUGAAACAUUGGAGAAUGAUAUCAUAAUAACAAACAAUUCUCUUGUCGUUACGGCAAAUGGAACGAUCGAAGCGAAAAAUUUUGUUUCCGCUCAGCUGUUUCACUGGCCGAGUCAUCGCAUCCCGGUGGUCAUCGAUCCUCAAGCACCGUACUCGAGGGCGCAACGUGCACUGAUUCUCGAUGCACUACGCCAGUAUCACCUCUACACCUGCAUCCGGUUCGUACCGCGAACCACCGAGAACGACUACAUAUUCAUCACCCAUAGCCCACAGAGAGGAUGCUCUUCUCACGUCGGAAGACAAGGAGGAAAACAGACGAUGUACUUGAAGAUUCCCGGUUGCGUGACCCUAAUUGGAACGACAAUCCACGAAAUACUGCAUAAUAUUGGAUUCUUUCACGAGCAUUCGCGACCAGACCGCGAUGCAAACGUUAAAAUUAUCUGGGAUGACAUUUUGCCAGGUUAUGCAGCAAAUUUCCAAACAUAUGCUCCAUGGACUGUGGAUACUCUCGGACAACCAUACGAUUACGAUUCGGUUAUGCACUAUUCCGCUGUGGCGUUCAGCAAAAACCGCGCAUCUUAUACAGUCUAUCCAUUCAACGCACGUCCUGACAGGCUGGGACAGCGUUUAAAACUGAGCGAAAUUGACAUUCGUAAGGUCAAUGUGGCAUACAGAUGUCCAGCGGUACAACAAAAUACGCUGCGCGAUGUCGGUGUGGAUAACAUUACUAACCUUGCGCGAAAGAAGACCGUGGUAUUUGUCGGCACACCGGCGAUUUGCAAUAGCGGAGGUCGCAUCGACGCUGUGCUGUGGAACGACGGAGAGUUGUUUUUAUUCAAAAAAGGAUAUUACUGGAUUUUUAAAGAAGCAGGGCUCGGACGGUUUGUGACGUCGUAUGUGAAACCACGCUCGACUGUCGAGCUGAGCGGUCCAGCGGUUCCGAAGCGCUUUGAUGCCGUGGUUUUCUUCGAGAAUAACUUCUACUUUUUUGAAAAUGGAACCACCUUCGUACUGCCAUCUUUGGAACCGGAUAUGAUCUCAGAUGCCGCACCCACUCUACAGUUUUUUGCCUUGCCCAACAUAACGGUCAAGGCUGUUUUUGAGUUCGAUAACCAGUUAUAUUUUUCGGACGGGUCGACCAUUUACCAAUACGAACGCACUAAUGAUGCAAUUUUGCAACGAUUUCACUUCACGCAGCAAUCCGGAUUGCCUCUUCAUCAUGAUCUAAUCGUCAAUGUUGCCGAUGGACGCCUGUUGAUAUUUCGAGGGAAUCAGAUCUAUCUAACAAAACGGCAUAUGCUUCUGGUGGAGAAUGGGUUUCCCAGGAGUUUCCAGUCGGCAUUUUGCUGACAGCCAAGCAGCUUGCCGCCUUUCAAAUUCAGUUUUAUUGUGUUUUACGUAAACCAUAUGGUAUUGUUAUGAUUAUGAUUAGAG